GGAAGAGUCGUUUCAUUUUUCUGUAAUGGCGGACCACGGAGACGGUGAAAGUAUUGUGUUUAACGACAACAGGAUGGCGCAGCAGCAGACGCUGCGUUUCCGCGGCCCUGCUCCUCCUCCAACCCCAGUGAUGCGUGGUCCACCCCCACUGCUCAGACCUCCACCUCCCCCCUUCGGUAUGAUGAGAGGGCCUCCACCACGGGGGCCACUGUUUGGGCGUCCGCCGUUUGACCCCAGCAUGCCACCCAUACCCCCACCAGGAGGCAUGCCCCCACCACUCGGACCCCCUCACCUACAGAGACCUCCUUUUAUGCCCCCGCCGAUGGGCAGCAUGCCCCCACCCCCAGGGAUGCUAUUCCCCCCUGGGAUGCCCCCAGUUCCUGCUGCUGGAGCUCAUACUCUGCCCCCUACUGAGGAGAUCUGGGUGGAGAACAAGACACCUGAGGGAAAGGCGUACUACUACAACGCCAGGACUCGAGAGUCAGCCUGGAGCAAACCUGAAGGGGUAAAGGUGAUCCAGCAGUCAGAACUCAACCCUAUGAUGGUGACCCCAGCUGGAACAGGAGCCUCCUCCAAUAGCAGCACUGCAGCCAGCACUACAGCUGCCACACCCUCUCCAGUGUCCACACAGGCACCUUCCCAGUCUCAUACCAUGAGUACCAGCCCAGACACCAACACCACCUCUUCUUUGUCCCAGACCAUCACUACUUCUGCUGCUACAGAUCUGCAGCCUGUGUCCUCCGUCCCCUCCAGUGUGGGAUUGACCACAAUGGCAGUGGUCAGUGUAACCACAGUGCCAUCCUCAGUGACACCAGUCCAGACUAUGUCCCUGUUGCCCCAAAGUCUCCCGACUGGCCUGCCCCACCACACCAUGUCCCAGCCUCACACCACAGCCACCAUCCCAGGCUUCCCCCCAGGGGUCAUGCACCCCUUCAGGGUGCCUCUACCAGGCAUGCAUAUCCCACUGCCCGGUGUAGCAAUGAUGCAGAUAGUAGGUGGUCCCUAUAUAAAGACAGUCUCCCCCAACCAUAACGGUAUGCUGCCUGGCAUGGGCCCUCCUCUUGUUCCCAUGAUGCACCACCCUCAGUUGGCCCUGGCGGCGCCCGCCUUGUCAGGCCUCCAGUUCCCAGAGUGGUCUGAGUACAAAACGGCCGACGGGAAAACCUACUACUACAACAACCGCACACUGGAGUCCACCUGGGACAAACCCCAGGAACUACGGGAGAAGGAGAAAGAGGCAGAGAAGGCCAAAGAGAGACAGCAGGCCCUGGAGGAGGAGGCUAUGGAGAUGGAGGAUGAACAGCCUAAAAUAGAGCUCCCUAAGGAGGUGAAGGAGGUUAAGGAGGAGGAGAUGACUGAAGAGGAGAAAGCAGCACAGAAAGCCAAGCCUGUGGCCACUAACCCAAUACCUGGCACUCCCUGGUGUAUUGUGUGGACCGGUGACGAGCGGGUGUUCUACUACAACCCCACCACGCGUCUCUCCAUGUGGGACCGGCCAGAGGAGCUGGUGGGACGGGCCGACGUUGACAAGAACAUCCAGGAACCACCUCAUAAGAGAGGCCUGGAGGACGCCACCAGGAAGCUGGGAAUCAGCAAAGAGGAGCUGGAGCAGGCAGCAGAGGAAGCUCUGGAGGAUGAGCCUGUGAAGGCCAAGAAGAGGAAGAAGGAGGAAGUGAUGAAAGAGGCGGACUCUGAGAAAGAGGCAGCCAUGGAGGCGGAGCUGAAGGCGGCCCGAGAGCGGGCCAUCGUGCCCCUGGAGAAGCGCAUGACACAGUUCAGGGACAUGCUGCUGAAGAGAGGGGUCUCAGCGUUCUCUACGUGGGAGAAAGAGCUGCACAAGAUAGUUUUUGAUCCUCGAUACCUGCUGCUUAACCCCAAAGAGAGAAAGCAGGUGUUUGACCAGUAUGUGAAGACCCGAGCUGAGGAGGAGAGGAAAGAGAAGAAGAAUAAACUGAUGCAGUGUAAGGACGAGUUCAGGAAGAUGAUGGAGGAGGCCAAGCUCACUGCCAGGACAACGUUCAGUGAGUUUGCCUCCAAGCACGCCAAGGACACACGGUUCAAGGCCAUAGAGAAGAUGAAGGACCGGGAGACCAUCUUUAUCGAGUUCAUGACCGCUCUCAAGAAGAAAGAGAAGGAGGACUCCAAGAACAGAGGAGAGAAGGUGAAGCAGGACUUCUUUGAGUUGCUUGGUGACCACCAGCUGGAUGGAGGGCAGCGCUGGAGCAAGGUGAAGGACAGGCUGGAGGGAGACCCUCGCUACAAGGCUGUGGAGAGCUCCAACACCAGAGAGGAACUCUACAAGCAGUAUGUGGACAAGCAGGCCAAGAACAUGGACUCUGAUAAGGAGAAGGAGCUGGAGCGUGCCGCCAGGAUAGAGGCCAGUCUGAGGGAGAGGGAGCGCGAGGUGCAGAAGGCCCGCUCUGAGCAGACCAAGGAGAUCGACAGAGAACGGGAGCAGCAUAAGAGGGAGGAAGCCAUCCAGCACUUCAGAGCCCUCAUGUCAGAUAUGGUGAGGUCGUCUGACGCGUCGUGGUCAGACACCCGGCGUAACCUGCGUAAGGACCACCGCUGGGAGUCCGCCUCUCUGUUGGAGAGAGACGAGAAGGAGAAACUGUUCAACGAACACGUUGAGGCGCUCUCCAAGAAGAAGAAGGAGAACUUCAGACAGCUACUGGACGAGACCGUCAUGAUCACACUAACCACCACGUGGAAGGAGGUGAAGAAGAUCAUUAAAGAGGAUCCUCGCUGUAUCAAGUUCUCCAGUAGUGACAGAAAAAAACAGAGGGAGUUUGAAGACUACAUCAAAGACAAGUACAUCACAGCCAAAGCUGACUUCAGAACGCUUCUGAAAGAGACCAAGUUCAUCACGUACAGGUCGCGGAAGUUGCUCCUGGAGUCCGACCAGCACCUGAAGGACGUGGAGAAGGUUCUGCAGAAUGACAAGCGUUACCUGGUGCUGGACUGUGUCCCGGAUGAGAGGAGAAAACUCCUCAUGUUCUACAUCGAGGAUCUGGACCGCCGGGGUCCCCCUCCUCCCCCCACCGCCUCAGAGCCCACGCGCCGCUCCACCAAGUGACCAGAGACUGCUAGAAAACCUGAGCAUGAACCAGCCCUGCACCUGUUCUAGUGCAGUAUUAAACUGUAAUGUCCUAAUGCCUUGUGGUAAACCUGGAACAUCCAUCCUUGUAUUUAUUAAAGUGUCAGUAGUGCAGAGCUCUGGCUCUCCUCUCUACAGGGCCUGAUGAUGUGCCACUGCUCUAACCCCUGACAUCUGACCUUUUGGGUCAGCUGAGGUCACAGGGAUCGGCGUAGUAAUACAUCUGCAGCCACCUAUGACGUUAGACAACUGUAAAUGAUGAACUGCUGUUUCUGUGACUCAAGGCAUCGCAGGCCUUAGUAACUGUUUUUAGGGUGUCGUUGACAUCGACCAACUCACAGUACAGUUUGAAUGUUAACGUUUAUUCUCAGUGGUUUAAUUUUGAUGCGUUGCUUUUUCUGUACAUGUUUACUGGAAUAAAAGCAACUUUUCUUUUUUUAA
Molecule: messenger RNA, 3538 nt
Organism: Salvelinus namaycush (lake trout)
Lineage: Eukaryota; Metazoa; Chordata; Actinopteri; Salmoniformes; Salmonidae
Product: transcription elongation regulator 1-like
Exons: 21
Coding region: 26-3076 (1016 amino acids)
Cellular component (GO): nucleus
Molecular function (GO): transcription coregulator activity; RNA polymerase binding
Source: RefSeq, a predicted model, not a curated record